This is a messenger RNA of Phytophthora nicotianae INRA-310, 162 nucleotides long. RefSeq lists its product as hypothetical. The transcript is spliced from 2 exons. NCBI's taxonomy places the organism in Eukaryota, Oomycota, Peronosporomycetes, Peronosporales, Peronosporaceae. The record is from RefSeq and is a predicted model, not a curated record. The coding region runs from base 1 to 162 and encodes 53 amino acids.
AUGGAGGCAGCCCCCGACCCCCCGUCAGAGCCACCACCGCCGCCAGAAGAGCUCGCCAUCGAGGGCCUCCUCGAUGAGGUUUUCUCCGCCCCCAAGCAGCGUCGAAUGCACUACUCAAUGAAGCAAAAACGGGAUGUUCUGCUCGCUACACUAGAUAGUUAA